This is a messenger RNA of Eriocheir sinensis (Chinese mitten crab), 1420 nucleotides long. RefSeq names its product failed axon connections homolog. Lineage: Eukaryota; Metazoa; Arthropoda; Malacostraca; Decapoda; Varunidae. Gene Ontology annotation, cellular component: cytoplasm. The record is from RefSeq and is a predicted model, not a curated record. Bases 188 to 1081 code for a protein of 297 amino acids. The transcript has 7 exons.
GGGAAUGAGCGUGAGCGUCAGUAGAGGUAGCGGUACCGAGCAAUCUGGUACCGGUACCGUGCCGUUUAGCUGUUAACGUUAGCACCGGUACCUUGUACUGAUACCUGCUCACCCCUAAACUGCAGACUGCAACAUCAUUCAUUGUACAUCAAAAAGCAACUCUGGUGGUGACGGUAGGGACGCAACGAUGUACUUCGCGGCUGAGGGCGCGCGCUGGUCGGCGGUGGGCCUGCGGUGGGUGUGGUGCAGGACCCGCCGCGUCGCCGUGGCCGCCGUGGUGGUGGCGGCGGCCGUCAAGGUGCAUCAGUACUGGCAGCGGCAGCAGAGGAGGAAGCGAUGGGCGGAGGCAGGGAAGGACGUGGUGGUGCUGCACACGUUUCCCCGGGGGGCCGCCUGCCCCAACCUGUCUCCCUUCGUGCUCAAGCUGGAGACGUACUUGAGGAUGGCUGAAAUCAAGUACGAGGUGGACUACGAGGAGCCAUUUGGCUCCAAAGGCAAGUGCCCGUGGAUCACCCUGAACGGCGAGGACUUGGCGGACUCCCAGUUCAUCAUGGACUACCUAGGGACCAAGUUCGCCAAGGACCUGAGCGCCCACCUGAGCGGCGAGGAGAAGGCGGUGGCGCACGCCUUCAGGAACACGCUGGAGAGCAACUUCUUCUGGGCCUUGGUGCACUGGCUCUUCGUGGUCGACAAGGGCCGGGCGCUGGUCAGAGAGAUGCAGUUGCCCUUCAUAUUCAGGUUUGCAGUGAGGGCGAUUACUAGCAAGACAAAGAAAGCGUUGUGGCAGCAGGGGAUGGGCCGCCACACCAGCACGGAGAUAGAACACACAGGCAGACAGGACCUCGCUGCUCUCUCUGCCUACCUGGGCGAGAAGGAUUACCUCAUGGGCGAGAAGCCGACUGAGGUGGACUGCACGGUAUUCGGAUUCUUGUGUCAGGUGAUGUACUGCUGUCGCGGGUCGCCCUACCUCAGGAUGCUGGAGAGUGACUUCCCCAACCUGCGGGCGUACGUCCUGCGUGUUCGGGACAAGUUCUGGCCGGACUGGAACGCCUGUCUCGACCCGCCCCAGCCAGUGCCCUGACAUCCAUGGUCCUGCCUCUCCCUUCCUUCUCCUCCUCCUGUUGAACCGAUUGUCUGUGAAAAGGACAAUACUUCUCCACUUUCUUCCCCUUCUCUCUUAAUUGUCCUUAAUUACUUAAUAUGAACUGUAAUAUCCCUUUAUCUAUUUAUCUUCUUAUGUUUCUAUGAGGCAUAAACAUUGUCAUUUUCCAUGCACAUCUAAAAUUAUUGUGCUGUAAACUAUUGUCCAUAUUCCUGCACUGUUUUGAAGCUGUGUAUAUUGUUUUGAAGCUGUAUAUUUUCUCUACCGAAAUAAAUAGUUCACCUGGUUGCCUACUGGGGCCUACCACAGGGAAGGAGA